AUGGGGAUGCAGGGUCAGUGUUGGUGGACUCUGUGUGCCAGCUACUUGACUCGGUGGUGGCGGCGUGCAGGGAUCCCCCUCCGCUGGGACCUCGGACCUCGUCCUGCAGGCCUGCCAGGUCGCAGCUGGAGCGAUGGACCUCUUCUGCUCUCAGAGGCUGCCGUCUGUAGAGUUCAUGAGACGUGUGGAAGCGUCGCUGAGGGAGCUGACUGGGAUGCUGCUGCACAGUAAUCACAUCAGCAGGCUCCAGACUGCAGAGAAGCUGACGGAGUACCUGAUCGCGCUGGGGAGCAGCAGCAUGUCAAACUCCUUCCUCAUUCGUCACAUCCUCUCUCAGAUCAGCGCUCUGGCUGAUCGGCUCUGGCAGGCCUUCCAGGAGAAGGAGAGCUCAGGGCUCGACAAGUUUCCCGUGGACCAGUAUCAGAACUCGUGCCACCUGUUCUGGAUCGUAGAGGAGCUCCUGCAGAAAUCAAAGGGCUUCCCGCUGGCUGCCUCUUCGGUUCGGGCUUUCCAGAGGCUGAUUGUGACCAUCAGUACCAGGUGCUCUCCGCUACUCAUUAAUGACACUCAUUUGUCAAGAACACAAGCAGUAAUGGAAGCGCAUUGUCAAUAUUGCAGCCAGCAGGGAACGUUGCUUUGGACGCCAGUCCCACUGCAGUGGCGGAGGCUCGUGUUUGUUAAAAAGCUUCCCCACCCAGUGACAAUCUGGACAUUUUCAAGUGAGACCUGCAAGCUAAUGAUUGACUUGAAAAACCAGCUGAGUAUUUCCAUCAAUGUCUUGAUUCCACUGUACACCUGAACCUAAUUUAUACCCUGAUGAUCAGACCUGAGCUUCACUUUUGUGCUUUUCAGAAUAAGUGGAGGAAUUAGAUGAUAUAUCUAGGGCUGCGACUACUGUAUCUGCACUGUAUUUACAAUUGAUUAAUUGGUCGCUUAUUUUAUUUAUCAGUUGGCGAGUGUUUAAAAUGUCGCAAUGACACAUGAACAAAGCCCCCGCACAAUUUUUCAGAAUCCGACCGACAGUCCAAAACUCAAAAAUAUUUAAUUUGGAAUCAUAUGAAACAGAGAAAAGCAGCAAAUCCUUACAUUUGAGAAACCAGAUAAUGUUUGGCAUUUAUGCUUAAUAAAACGAAUUAAUUAAUUUAGUGCUGGACCGAUAAAUUUGACCAGGCCAAUAUUAUUGCAGAUGCAUCUUUAUUAUGUAUAUAAUGUUAUUAAUCUGCUUUUCUGACGGCCAGAACCUGCGACUCUUAUGCUCACACUGUACCGAUCAAUUGAGCUGCCACAACUGAUCAUUGAUCAUUCAGGCAAUAUCAGGCCCCUCAAAAUGCACGUCAAAAGACAACCGAUCUGGCAGAAAUUCUGCCCAAUCCUAAAAUUAGUUGGAGUCUACCAACCGGUUUGUGUUUUAAAUCGGGCUCAAUCCAUACAUUGUCUGCCUGGCUUUACCUGAUGGCGUCUGGUGAAGGCAUGUGAACGGUGUCUGUCCACACCGUCCGUCUUACGGUAUUCCUCUGGGUUCAAUCCUGGGUCCUUUUAAAACUGCAGUACAUAUGAAUGCUUCUUGACCUUUACUUCCUUCCCUUUAAGAAAAUAUUUCCAAAGUUUAAACUACAAAAUUGAAGGUCACACUGGAACAUCCAGUCUUUUUAUCAACAACUGUCAUCAGCUUCAUUCCUUGGCAUUAUAAUAGACCAAAUAUUAAACUGGAAAUAGUGUGCCAAACAUACAUUUGCAGCCAAGUAAAAGCAUAUCAAAGUCUUAUUUUAUAUUAAUAUCAAUAUUCUUAUUGCAAAUGUAUAUAUUUUGGUGUUCCUCCUUAUAGUGUUAUUGUUGUAGGGUUGUUUUAACUUCAUUGUUGAUUUUGAACACAGAAAAUAUAACUACAAUAAUUUUGUAAUCUGCCUGUGCAUUGUUAUUAACUUGCGCUUGAUUGAAAAGUAACUCUAAAUGAGCUUUCAGAUGCACUUAGGGAGCUCUGUUUUCUACUUUGCGUUGAUGCAAAAUGAAUUUCAGCAGCUCCAGAUGUGUCAAUAAAUUACCUCAA
Messenger RNA from Siniperca chuatsi (mandarin fish), 2047 nucleotides. It is a transcript of the gene mei4, whose product is annotated as meiosis-specific, MEI4 homolog (S. cerevisiae). NCBI's taxonomy places the organism in Eukaryota, Metazoa, Chordata, Actinopteri, Centrarchiformes, Sinipercidae. Gene Ontology annotation, biological process: homologous chromosome pairing at meiosis; oogenesis; meiotic DNA double-strand break formation. Bases 134 to 799 code for a protein of 221 amino acids. The transcript has 4 exons. The record is from RefSeq and is a predicted model, not a curated record. Gene Ontology annotation, cellular component: lateral element.